Molecule: messenger RNA, 3633 nt
Organism: Macaca mulatta (Rhesus monkey)
Lineage: Eukaryota; Metazoa; Chordata; Mammalia; Primates; Cercopithecidae
Source: RefSeq, a predicted model, not a curated record
AACUGCGCAUGCUCCUGCGCACGCGCACUAUACAUUCCAUGACUUCCGGGCACUUCGUAAGGUUUAAAUAAGGAUGCUUUGCGUUCACUCGGCCUUUUGGAGACAAGAUUCGCGGUCGUGUCUUCGGCUUGGAUUUGUUAAGGAUUCCAAGUAACUCUUACUUGGAAAGAAGACAGUCUGCAGUUCACACUUCAGCAUUGAUGUUUAAUUUUGGGGUCCUUUAUAUAGUAGGGAGAGUAGGUAAACCGAUUUUUUUUUAACAGGGAGGUUUGGACAGUCUUUGGCAGACUUAGAGCAAAAGAUUGGGGUGCGUUUCAUACCUCUUUGAGAUAGUCUUGCUCUGUCGCCCAGGCUGGAGUGCAGUGCCGCAAUCUUGGCUGCAACCUCAGCCUCCCAAGUAGUUGGGAUUGUAGGCGUAAGCCGCCACACCUGGCCCUCUUUUAAGAGUCUGCUGCUGUUUUGUAUUAAAGACUUCGGAGUUUGGCAUUUGGUUAGGAAUGCACCUUCUUUCACCUCAUUCAUACCUUAAGAACCAGAGAAGUGACUCUGCUUGGCCUUACGCCAGAUUCCAGAAGGCACACAGUGUUGGUGGGUAUUUUAAAAGUCCUUGAGUAUUUUGCUUUUGUGUGAUUUCUAAUGUAUUUGUAAUUUACCUAACAAAUUGCUUAAUCUGCUUUGUUAAUGUAUUAAAAUAAAUAUGGCUGUACAUGUUUGUGGUUCAUUUUUAUGUGGAGAUGGCUGUGGUGACAUCAGCCAAGAAUCUGAAUGGUACUGCUGAAGGAAACUAGCAUGAUAGCUUCAGUUCUAAAGGCCCUGAAACCUAGUCUCAGGUGGGUCCCCCUUGGGUUCACUUUAUAUUGGCAAGUUAUUGGGAAAAUGGUUAUUAGAUCCUGACCAAUAGGACCAUAAGUCUGGGUUGAGUGCAAGAUGAGUUGUUAGACCAAUCCUUUAGCUUCCUGCAAUAUAGUGGAGGAAAAUCAAUGGUAGCAAUGGGAGGUUGUGGUAUCCCUAGCUGAGUUGUAUGAGCCUUUGCUACCUGGUGCACCUCAGCCUGAAGAUUGCUAGAGUUGCUUGCCUCAUGACAUGGGUCAUAAUGGGAACUUUGUCAAGCCCCCUACACUGGCUGCCAACAUAAAUAUUCAGUACCCUGAAGGAUGGGAAGUAAUGGGGAAUCAUCUAGAAGCUACAUGAAUAAGAUCUUGGAGGAAGACAGCAGAGAGAGAGAGGGAGAUCAGAGAUCCCAGGGUUAAAAGUUGGAGAAAUUUCACAGUACAUCAUCCAAAAGAGGAGUCCAUGAUGGAGGCAGAGGUAAACUUGGAGAGGGCAGGAAGAUGUCACCCAAGCGCAUAGCUAAAAGAAGGUCCCCCCCAGCAGAUGCCAUCCCCAAAAGCAAGAAGGUGAAGGACGCGAGGGCCGCUGCCUCCCGCCGCAUUCCUGGCGCCCGCUCCUGCCAAGUCUCACACAGGUCCCACAGCACAGAACCCGGCUUGGUGCUGACACUAGGCCAGGGCGAUGUGGGCCAGCUGGGGCUGGGUGAGAAUGUGAUGGAGAGGAAGAAGCCGGCCCUGGUAUCCAUUCCAGAGGAUGUUGUGCAGGCUGAGGCUGGGGGCAUGCACACCGUGUGUCUAAGCAAAAGUGGCCAGGUCUAUUCCUUCGGCUGCAAUGAUGAGGGUGCCCUGGGAAGGGACACAUCAGUGGAGGGCUCGGAGAUGAUCCCUGGGAAAGUGGAGCUGCAAGAGAAGGUGGUACAGGUGUCAGCAGGAGACAGUCACACAGCAGCCCUCACCGAGGAUGGCCGUGUCUUCCUCUGGGGCUCCUUCCGGGACAAUAACGGUGUGAUUGGGCUGUUGGAGCCCAUGAAGAAGAGCAUGGUGCCAGUGCAGGUGCAGCUGGACGUGCCUGUGGUAAAGGUGGCCUCAGGAAAUGACCACUUGGUGAUGCUGACAGCUGGUGGUGACCUCUACACCUUGGGCUGCGGGGAACAGGGCCAGCUAGGCCGUGUGCCUGAGUUAUUUGCCAACCGUGGUGGCCGGCAAGGUCUUGAACGACUCCUGGUCCCCAAGUGUGUGAUGCUGAAAUCCAGGGGAAGCCGGGGCCACGUGAGAUUCCAGGAUGCCUUUUGUGGUGCCUAUUUCACCUUUGCCAUCUCCCACGAGGGCCACGUGUACGGCUUUGGCCUCUCCAACUACCAUCAGCUUGGAACUCCGGGCACAGAAUCUUGCUUCAUACCCCAGAACCUAACAUCCUUUAAGAAUUCCACCAAGUCCUGGGUGGGCUUCUCUGGUGGCCAGCACCAUACAGUCUGCAUGGAUUCAGAAGGAAAAGCAUACAGCCUGGGCCGGGCUGAGUAUGGGCGGCUGGGCCUUGGGGAGGGUGCUGAGGAGAAGAGCAUACCCACCCUCAUCUCCAGGCUGCCUGCUGUCUCCUCAGUGGCUUGUGGGGCCUCUGUGGGGUAUGCUGUGACCAAGGAUGGUCGUGUUUUCGCCUGGGGCAUGGGCACCAACUACCAGCUGGGCACAGGGCAGGAUGAGGACGCCUGGAGCCCUGUGGAGAUGACGGGCAAACAGCUGGAGAACCGUGUGGUCUUAUCUGUGUCCAGCGGGGGCCAGCAUACAGUCUUAUUAGUCAAGGACAAGGAACAGAGCUGAUGAAGCCUCUGAGGGCCUGGCUUCUGUCCCACUCAACCUCCCUCACAGAACAGGGAAGCAGUGACAGCUGCAGAUGGUAGCGGGCCUCUCCCCAGCCCUGAGCACUAUGUCAGCUCCUGCCUUUUCCCAUCAGCAGAACAGCAUCCUUUUCCUAUUUUUCUUCCUCCUCUUUGGAAUUCUCCUGGGACCUACAGAAUAAAGGAGGGGAUGGACAGGGGAUUUUCAGAAGGAACAUGGCUCGUUCCAGAGCUAUAUGGUUAGACGUUUCUCCCCUUUUCCCUACCUUCCAUGGUCCUGGUUGGCCCGGGUUUUACCUACUAGAAAACCAAAACCUCCCCCCUGGGGUUUGGUGCCCACUCUCUGAGAAGUUGGGCUCCAUCAAGCCCCAUUCUAGUCAUGUGCCCCUUUCCUGUCCCUAACAGUCUACAGGCAAACAAAUGGUAUAGUCAUAAGACCCGUCUGUCAUGGACCCACGCCCAGAGGAACGUGCAGAAAAAGCAGAGCUGCAUGGCUGUGGGCAACUGUAAGCCAAAUAUUUGGCUCGGAACAGGUGUCCAUGGGACAAAAAAGAAUGAUCCUCCACUUGACCAAGAGAAAAAUGAUUCUCCCAGAAGCACAAAGCAUACUCUUGCCCCUCAGGCAUUGCCUUUGUCCAUCGCACCCAUCCAUUCGUCUUUACCUGCAGCCAAGGGCCUGGAAUCGCAAAGAGAAGCCAUGCUGGGCUGGGCAGAGCAGAGCAGGGUGUGGGGUGGGGAGAGAGGGUGGAGGGUUUUAUAAACAAACUUAACAGCAAUAGUAAAAGGGGAGGGAUUGAGGGAAGGACAGAGUGUUGGAGGGCCAGAGACUAGUCCUGGGACAGAAACAGCAACUUGUACAGUGGCUGAGAAAAUAGGAUAUAGUUUUGAUUUUUUUAAAUUGUAAAAUAUUUUGGAGGUAGAACAAAAUCUUUUAACAUUUUGAAUAAAUUUAGAGUUUUAUAAAAUAG